Rubroshorea leprosula is the source of this 888-nucleotide messenger RNA. Lineage: Eukaryota; Viridiplantae; Streptophyta; Magnoliopsida; Malvales; Dipterocarpaceae. The record is from the annotation of a GenBank genome assembly.
GAAACCGGGCCGCCUUCCCACUUCCUGUCAUCACCUGCCAUUUUCGUGUCUCUUUUGCAUUAUUGCUUCCACGGAAAAGAAGGAUUCGUGAGGGAAACGAUGAAGAAGAAGAAUGAGUCCGAGUCUUCGUCAAAUAAACCCGAUCGGAAAACUAUCGAGAGGAACCGAAGAAUUAACAUGAAGAAUUUGUGCUUCAAGCUUGUUUCUCUCGUCCCUCACCAACACUCGAAUCCCAGCUCUAAGGAUUUUAUAAUUUCACAACAUGAACAACUAGACCUUGCUGCCAACUACAUAAAGCAUUUGACAGAAAGAGUAGCGAAGCUAAAGACGAUCAAAGAACAAGUAACGAAGUCAACGGGGGCUGGAACGAGCUCGAAUACAACGGAGAGAGCUCCGGUCGGCUUGAGUUUGCCGGUGGUGGAAUUAAGAGACUCGGGUUCUAGUAUUGAAGUGAUUGUGAUAAGUGGGUUGAAGAAGAACUUCACGUUACAUGAAGUGAUUACUAUUCUUGAGGAAGAAGGAGCUGAAGUUGUAAAUGCCAGUUUUUCCACCGUUGGUGACAAGGUUUUCCACUCUGUUCAUGCUCAGGUUAAAAUUUCUAGAGUUGGUGUAGAGACUUCUAGGGUCUGUCAAAGAUUGCAAGAACUCACAAGCAGAUUUUGAAGAAUUUUAUGCAAGUCUCAAUUUUCCCUUUUCUCUAUUAUUAAUUAGUAUUCAAAAAAUAACGUGUAGUUUAGAUUGUAUCAAGUUAUACAAUUAAAAUAGUUAGAUGGAGUCAAAUCUUUUGAUGUUAGAGAUCUUUUUCCUUGUCAACGAUUUAUAUCUUACAAUUCAGAUUGUAAAAUAUGAUUCUCUUUAAUAUACGUGCAAUAAAAAUAGUUUUUCACA